AUGGAUGCCGAUGUCGAUGCAAUCGAGAUCGAUGAUGACGAUACUGGCAUAUUCAGCAUCGCCAAUGACUGCCAAAGUGAGGACGAUGACACCCUCACUGGUGAAGACAACAUUCAUUUAGCAGUGCACACGAAGCGCACUGCUGUUGACAAGGAUGAAUCAGCAGAGGAAUUUCUGCUGAGUCGCGAAGCGGUUGUCCGCUCCAUUUAA
This is a messenger RNA of Peronospora matthiolae, 210 nucleotides long. The record is from the annotation of a GenBank genome assembly. Lineage: Eukaryota; Oomycota; Peronosporomycetes; Peronosporales; Peronosporaceae.